UUUGAGCUUUAGGAAGAGCUGAAUAAAAGGGGAAAAGUGAAAGCGUGGGGGCAUAAAACACAGGUGCGGUUAACUUUGUUUUUCCCUUUGGCCCUUCUCCUCUCAUUCAGGGCUUUCCAUUGCGCGAUCUUUCUUUCUACGCCAUUCUCCAGCUCCGCUUCUUAGACAAAUUGAAAUAGCCAGCUAAAGCAAAGUAGAAAUGGGGUUGACCUUCACCAAACUCUUCAGUAGGCUUUUCGCCAAGAAAGAGAUGCGCAUUUUGAUGGUUGGUCUUGAUGCUGCCGGUAAGACCACGAUCUUGUACAAGCUCAAGCUCGGAGAAAUAGUCACAACUAUUCCUACAAUUGGAUUUAACGUGGAGACUGUGGAAUAUAAGAACAUCAGCUUCACCGUAUGGGAUGUUGGUGGUCAGGACAAAAUUCGUCCACUGUGGAGGCAUUACUUCCAAAACACACAGGGUCUUAUAUUUGUUGUGGAUAGCAAUGACAGAGAUCGUGUUGUUGAAGCAAGAGAUGAAUUGCACAGAAUGUUGAAUGAGGAUGAACUGAGAGAUGCUGUGUUGCUCGUAUUUGCCAACAAGCAAGACCUUCCUAAUGCAAUGAAUGCUGCUGAAAUAACCGACAAGCUUGGUCUUCAUUCACUCCGGCAACGCCACUGGUACAUCCAGAGCACCUGUGCAACAUCUGGAGAGGGUCUAUAUGAGGGUUUAGACUGGCUUUCCAACAAUAUUGCUAGCAAGGCAUGAGGCAGUUGAAGUUUUCGGCCGUCAGACUCUGGACUGUGGGUGAAGUUUGGCGAUGAUAGGGGUAUAGUUCGUUUUUCUCAAGAAGUGUCUUUAGCAGCAGAACAGUUUGCCAGACUUCUAUAUGUACUCUCUGUUUGUAUACUUGCGACUUGAUCUAAAACUGUCUAACCUUGUUAUAGUUUUCUUUGGGAAGUUGACCUUGUCAUAGUUUCCUUGUGAUCAUAUUAUUUUGCUUUUGAGAUCUCCAUUGUCUCUCUA
Molecule: messenger RNA, 1003 nt
Organism: Benincasa hispida (wax gourd)
Lineage: Eukaryota; Viridiplantae; Streptophyta; Magnoliopsida; Cucurbitales; Cucurbitaceae
Product: ADP-ribosylation factor 1
Molecular function (GO): GTP binding; GTPase activity
Source: RefSeq, a predicted model, not a curated record